Ilex paraguariensis (yerba mate) is the source of this 660-nucleotide messenger RNA. The record is from the annotation of a GenBank genome assembly. NCBI's taxonomy places the organism in Eukaryota, Viridiplantae, Streptophyta, Magnoliopsida, Aquifoliales, Aquifoliaceae.
AUGGCUGAAAAUCCAGGUCCCAUAGAAACAGUAUCAGUCACAGUUACUGAAGAACAGUGUAUAUCUAAAGAAGAAAACCCUGAGCCUGCAAUGGCGAGAGCUAAAGCAAUUCCAAUGAAUCAUAUCAUACUUCCAUUAACCAUUCUCUCUCUUCUUCUCUCUCUUCCAGUUCUUUCCUCAGUGGUAUGGCUACUAUACAAUCGUCAAUACGAUUGUGAAGACCUCCUGAGAUUGCCAAAGCUACAAGUUGGCAUUGUCAUUGGCCUGAUCUUCCUCUUCGUUGUCAGUAAUGUUGUAGUCUACCUGAGAUCUCGAUUUCCAGUCCCGGGACUUCUCUUGGUUAUGUUACCACUGACAGUGAUGCUUACCGUAGGUCUUGCCCUUGUUGGAGCAUACAAGAUGGAGUCUGGGACCAUACAGGGUUCACCUAUGUGGCUCAAAAUGAAAGUGCUUGACAACAACAACAAUUGGAACAACAUCAAAUCUUGCAUAUAUGACACAAGAACAUGUGAAGAUUUGAUCUCCAGAUCGUAUACAGUCAAGGCUUACGAUUUCACGAGGAGUAAAUUGUCCUCCAUUGAGUCUGGGUGUUGCAAACCACCCUCAAAUGGAGUAUGUGAACGCCACAUUUUGGAUAAAAGGCGAAUCAGUGGACUAUAG